AUGCGCCCAGUUAAGCAGAAGAAGAGGACCUUUGCUUCGGAACGAAACAAAGCUGCGGCCAACGAGGUAGACAAACUCAUACAAGUAGGAUCCAUCCACGAAGUUCUCUACCCCGAUUGGCUAGCCAACGUGGUUAUGAUUCUACUGCUGGGCAUGAGCUCCUCAGCUUCAUGGAUGCAUUUUCAGGAUAUAAUCAAAUCCAAAUGCACGAAGGAGAUCAAGAGAAAACCUCAUUCAUCACCGACAUGGGGUUAUAUUGUUACAAAGUUCGGUCUUAAGAAUGUAGGGGCGACAUACCAAAGGCUGGUCAACAAGAUGUUCAAGCAAAAGAUUAGGUGCAACGUAGAAGUAUACAUGGACGACAUGCUGGUGAAAAGUGCCAAGGCACAUAAUCAUGUUGCAGAUUUGGAAGAAACCUUUCAAGUUCUCAGAAAAUACCAAAUGAAACUCAACUCGAUAAAAUGUGCUUUUGGAAUCUCCUCAGGGAAGUUUUUAGGCUUCAUGGUGUCCCAAAGGGGCAUUGAAGCAAACCCUGAAAAGAUCCAGGCCAUCCUCACCAUGCACUCACCUCAGAACAUCAAGGAGAUCCAGACGCUAAUGGGGCGCAUCACUACCACAGAGGAAACAACUUUCAAUCAGCUGAAGGGGUAUUUGACAUCCCCACCAUUACUUAGCAGAACCCAAGAUGGAGAAGACCCAUUCUUGUACCUUGCUGCCUCCCCGCACGGUGUUAGUGCAGUUUUGAUUAUUGAGGAGCAAGAGAUGCAGCUCCCGGUGUACUACACUAGCAGAGCUUUACAAGGAGCCAAGCUGAGGUAUCCCAGAGCUGAAAAAAUAGCCUUUGCAAUGGUGAUAGCAGCCAGAAGGCUAUGGCCAUAUUUCCAAGCUCACUUUAUCAAAGUACUGACAGAUCAACCACUUCGAAGAAUUCUCCACUGCCCAGAGACAUCAGGACGGUUAAUUCAAUGGUCAAUAGAGCUUGGUGAGUUCGACAUAGAGUACAAACCUCGGAUUGCCAUCAAAGUGCAAAUGCUUGCAGAUUUUCUCACAGAAUACACAUAUCCAGAACCAGAAGAGCUCCUCAAAGAAGAACCUAAACCUUGGGUCCUUCAAGUUGAUGGAUCAACAACCAGAGAAGCAAGCAGAGCUGGUUUAAUUUUAACAUCUCCAAAAGGACAAUGCCUGAGCUACGCGCUUAGGUUUGAGUUCAAAGCAACCAACAACGAGUCUGAAUACGAAGUUCUUGUGGUUGGAUUGGAGCUGGCCAAGGCCGUCGGUGCUAACCACGUGUUAGCCAAAAGUGAUUCACAACUGGUAGUAGGACAAGUCCUAGGAGAAUAUACUGUGAAGGAAGAGGUAAUGCAGAAGUACUUGGAUAAAGUGAAGACCCAAGUUACAAAGCUGCAAAGCUUUAAAAUUGUCAGGAUCCCAAGGGAGGAGAGCAUUGAAGCUAAUUAUUUGGCAAAGCUGGCCACGGCCAAAGAAGAUGUUAUUCCACGGAAUACACCGGUACGAUAUUUGGGGUUACCAAGUAUCUUUGCCCCGGAUGUACAAGUACAAGCUAUUGACUACAGCAACUCAUGGACAUGUCCCAUAGUUGACUACAUAACAAACGGGAGACUACCAGACGAUAAGGUCAAAGCUAGGCAACUCAAGAUCAGAGCUGCAAAAUACUUGAUGAUGGGAGAUGUGCUAUACAGAAGGAGCUUCUCAUUACCAUAUCUUAGAUGUCUGACCACGACAGAAUCUGAACGGGCUAUGGAAGAAGUUCACCAAGGAGUGUGUGGGGAUCACCAAGGUGGCCGCAUGCUGGCCUACAAACUCCUUAGUUUGGGAUACUACUGGCCAAGCAUGCAAAAGGAUUGUAACUCUAUGGUCAAAAAAUGUGAGAAGUGCCAACGCUUUGCAAAUAUCAUUCAUGGAUCGCCCACGGUCUUAACUCCAAUGAAAGGACUUUGGCCAUUUGCCCAAUGGGGAGUAGACCUGAUUGGCCCACUUCCUAUGGCAGCAGGACAGGUCCAGCAUGCCAUUAUAGCUGUAGAUUACUUUACAAAGUGGGUCGAAGCUAAAGCGCUGGCCACAAUCACAGCAAAGUUCAAAGCAUACUGUAGAUCCAAAGGAAUACAUGUACAUUAUGCAUCUAAAGCUCACCCAAAAGCUAAUGGGCAAGUGGAAGUCACGAAUCAAACCAUCGAAAAGGGGAUUAAGGAGAGGCUGCGAGAGGCCAAAAGAGCUUGGCCAGAUGAGCUAUAUAAUGUGCUAUGGGCAUAUCGGACAACACCUCGAAUUGCAACUGGAGAAACUCCAUACUCCCUUUCAUUUGGGGCUGAAGCAGUAGUUCCCAUUGAAAUUGAACUCCUCAAUUACAGGACCGCAAGCACGGAUCAUCAAGAAAACCAGGAAGAUCUCAAGGCUAAGCUAGAUCUCUUGGAAGAAAUAAGAGAAACAACAAUGGCCAAAAUAGCCGUGUACCAGCAAAGAAUGGUCAAGUACCAUGAAGCCCAGGUUAGGCCAAGAGAUUUUCGAACUAGUGAUCUAGUCCUAAGGAAAGUUGACCUGACUGGAAAGAAGGUGGGCAAGCUUGGCCCAAAUUGGGAAGGACCCUAUCAGGUCUUGCAUCAUGUCAAGGCUGGUACAUACAGGCUCGCAACCCUAAGGGGAAAAGAGCUACCAAAUUCAUGGAACACAGAGCAUCUCAAGAAGUAUUACAAGUAG
Messenger RNA from Rhododendron vialii, 2715 nucleotides. RefSeq lists its product as uncharacterized. Gene Ontology annotation, molecular function: RNA-DNA hybrid ribonuclease activity; nucleic acid binding. The coding region runs from base 1 to 2715 and encodes 904 amino acids. Gene Ontology annotation, biological process: DNA integration. The record is from RefSeq and is a predicted model, not a curated record. Lineage: Eukaryota; Viridiplantae; Streptophyta; Magnoliopsida; Ericales; Ericaceae. The transcript is spliced from 4 exons.